Messenger RNA from Lytechinus variegatus (green sea urchin), 3606 nucleotides. RefSeq names its product probable G-protein coupled receptor CG31760. Gene Ontology annotation, biological process: G protein-coupled receptor signaling pathway. NCBI's taxonomy places the organism in Eukaryota, Metazoa, Echinodermata, Echinoidea, Temnopleuroida, Toxopneustidae. Gene Ontology annotation, cellular component: membrane. The coding region runs from base 297 to 3488 and encodes 1063 amino acids. The record is from RefSeq and is a predicted model, not a curated record. The transcript is spliced from 11 exons. Gene Ontology annotation, molecular function: G protein-coupled receptor activity.
UUGGAGCAGGGGUACCGCAUUCAUCGAACUCUCAGAGGAUUCAACUUCCCUCUCACAAAAUCCGUUAUUGUUCAAUGUUGGCAUGAUAGGGAGGGAGCGGGAGAUGUUUUUUCUGCGCGGAUGCUCACUUCAGGUCGUUAUUUACCUGAUGGCAAUCACCAGACGCUUCGCGGAACAGCAUACUGAGCAGGUCGACGGGGAUGCAUGUCCUUUGCAGUAAUAUGUUUAAAACUUAAAAUUAGAUGCCACCUGGAUUUAUAUUUUUUGAUCAUGUUGUCUUCAUUUAAGUCGAUACUAUGUACAUGUUCUGGGUGUCGUUUGCAUUGGUGUUUGGUUCGCGGUUACCCAUCGUCUUUCCAUUGGAGGACAUCGUGUCGUCCGAUGUGGAUCCGGUCACCAAAGCUCUAGAAUAUGUUGAAGAGAUAGCGAGGCAGAAAGAUAACUGCUCGUUCGGACCGUCCCUCGAUCUUCAGUACAACCAAGACCGUUGGACUAUGCAGGCCAACGUGGCAGUCAAUACUGCAAAUCUCUUGACGACCUUCUCGAGGACAGGCAACCACAUCCGUGGUAUCCAUCCCGAAGACGAGGAUCUUCUUUACUCACUGGUCCUUGCGAACGUCCAGAACCAUGAAGAUGUCUUCGGAUCAGCUAUCGCGUUCAAGACGAGUUUUUAUCGCGACUAUGCCCUCUUCUGCCCAUAUGCAUUCCGGGCUCCCGAUCCAUGUGAUGCAAUUACUGCCAAGGAUCUCUCAAUCGGAUAUAACUACACCAUGGAAGAAACAGAUUGGUUCCACAUCCCUUUUAAGUCCUUCAGAAACUACACCUUUGGCUUGUCGUCUGCAGUAACAACAAGCUCAACUUUUCAGGAUAAUGAGUUUGUGUUUAGCUCGCCCGAGUCAGACAUUCCAUGCGAACGAUGCACCGGGAGCUCCUCUUUAGAGAAUACGAUGGGUUCCCUUGUCAAUCCCACUCCCACUCCUGGGGUAGCCAUAACUUCUGAAGAGUUCUCCUCACCCUACGCUCUUUCAACACAUUCGUAUUAUCUUAGCGCCACAGAAUUGUCAACUCUGGGAAGUCAGGUAGCCACACAGAUAGGACUACACAAUGGCACCACAGACACGACAGAUCCACUGAAAUAUAUCACCAAGGAUGCUUUGGUCACAGACACACCUACUACUCGAAUCAGGAACGCAACUGCUGCUGAUAUUCAAUCCAAUGUGAGCGAGGAUCUUCCUCUACCAUCACAAUCACAGGUUCCCGUUCUGGACAAUAUGCACUUUGUUGAUAUCACCGAUGGCUACUGGACCAAACCUUACUUUGAUUGCGGUGGAGGAGACGUCUGGAUGGUCACAUUUUCUGUUCCCUUUUUCUGGUCUAACCCGGCAUCGGGGUCAGAGUUCACUUUCGCUGGUGUGACAACCAUUGAUAUUUCGCUGGACCAACUCGACAUACACCAGUGUGCUUUGAAUGAUACUGGGAACAGCAGCGAAGGCAAAAUAUUUGAUCCGUUCGUUGGUACACACAGAUGCAAAAAUACGACACAGUGCCUUCACGUAUCUGGGAAGGGGUUUCAGAGAGGAACAUAUCUAUGUCAGUGUAAACGUGGCUACUACUUCCCACCCGAUGCGGUGUCCCAUGCGGACAACACUCGAUCUCCCGCCUUUUUAGGAAGCGCCAUUGAGGAAGAAUACAACAAGAAAGCGUAUGGAUUGGAGAAUGAUUACGACAGUGCCUUUGAUUGCCUGCCUUGCCAGCCCGGUUGUGAUGAAUGUGAUGAUGACAGUCCGUGUUUGGCUCGUCCCAAUAUCACGUUAAGAUGGUGCUUCCUUGGGGCCAACCUCAUCUGUAUCAUUCUUCUCGUUGUACUAGGGAUAUAUACCUACCGCCAUCGUGAGAUUAGGAUUUUUAAAGCAGCCAGUCCUGGUCUUUUGUACGUUAUUCUUAUCGGAACGGGGUUAAGCUACUGUGAGACAAUCAUAUCGAUAGCGGCUCCGAUAGGACUAUUCUCGUGUCAAGGCCUACUUUGGUUUAGAUACCUUGGUUUCUGGCUUGCCUAUGGAGCACUUCUGUUCAAAACGUGGAGGAUCACCAAAGUUUUCACGGUUCGAAGCGCCAAACCCGUGCGCAUUACUGACAGGAGCCUGUUCCUCCGGAUCUGUAUCCUAUUGGCGAUUUUCGUGGUCUUUCUCGUAGCCUGGACUUUUCUAGGCCCAUCAGAAGGUCAGCAGGUCCGCAACCAAGCGGGACUUAAAUACUUCCGGUGCUCGCAAAACGCAUGGAAUUAUGCAAGCAAAGCCGGAGAACUGAUCCUUCUCAUUUGGGGGAUGUACCUUUGUUUCAAAGUGAGAAAAGCUCCCUCUGCGUUCAACGAAUCAAGAUACAUCAGCGUAUCCAUAUACAACGAAGCUCUCAUCAGUAUAUUUGGAGCAGUCGUUUCCUUUGUGAUUCCGGCAGAAUUUGCAGGCCCUGAUACGUUUCUCAUAAUCAAUUUUUGUCGGCUUCAUGCAACGUUCACUGUCAUGGUGGCUCUUCUUUUCUUGUCAAAGAUUUGCAUGUUCUACCGGACCAAUACUGACAAGAAGAAGGCAGAAAGCAAGAAGAGCCAAGUUGUUUUUACUAUCGAUAACUCUAGUGUGAUUAUAGACUUUUCUCAUGAAAAUCCAGAAGUGUCGGAUGAAUUGGGUCGACUUCAACAAGAAUUAGUCGAUAUUAAAGAAUUGAUCAGUCUUGGCCUGGUCAACCAGUCCAUCACCAGCAUCAGCAAGAUACAGGACAUCGACGUUACAUCGUCACUGCCUGAUAUCCCGGCAUAUCGCUCGCUCAGGGACGUCAUCGCGAAGGACAGCAACGUCCAGGAAACCGGCAGUGGAACGAGCACACCAACCUUCCUGAAGAAAGGUUCUAAGAUCAGAGGACGUGGCUCACCGAAAAUCUUACUGGGGUCUUUGCCGGGAUCUUUGGCUAGUAACUCGAGUCCAUCGAGGUUGUUGAAUAUGUCGUAUGGGAGUGCGGAGGUAAAGGAAGGUGUGGUCAAUCGCGGUAUUGGUGAGAAGUUCGCUCGAAUAGAUUCAGGGGUGAUUACUGAUGACAUAGACGAGAAUUCUGACGAAGUAGUGGCUGAAGUGAAACAAGUUUCAUCAAGGCUCUGUAAAGAAAGAUUACAUGAGGAAGUGGUUAGGAGAAAUAGUUCCCCGGGCAGGAGUUUUGCCAAUCAAGAUGUCAGAGAAGCAGCAGUUCUUCCUGGGGAAAGCCAAGAUGACAAAGAUGCUUCAAUAGCAUUGAAACACAGGAUUGACCCUUCAAGUUCAAAACAAUUUUCACAUCUAGGGGGUGAUUUUGAGCAGGAAAGCUUUUCACCUCUCAAUAUAUAUGCCUCCGUGAUUGUUGACAGCAUACUGAAAGACAGUAUCAACACCGCAGAACAAUAUACAAACAACACUUCAAUUUCUUCGAGAGAUAUCAGUGGUUUGCAAUCUCCGCAUUUAUAGACUCAGUACUUGAUAUAUUUACUGGAGGUAAUUUUACUGUUUUCAUGCCUUACAAGAAAAGAGUAUUAUGGAACGAUUUGGCGGCAGAGUAUAAAAUAAACCAAAUAUCGAUAACUAC